AACAUUUUCAAGAGCUCGAUCACUUUUCCACGUCGCUGACAGAAUAAAGUUGAAAAUGGCACAGGAAGGUGUAGACGAGCUUUUUGAAAUAAGAACAGCUUUCUUUACUGGAGAUUACCAGCACUGUAUUAACGAGGCCCAUAAAUUAAAGUCGUCAAACCAGGAGACAAAGAUUAAACGAGAUGUGCUGAUGUACCGUGCCUACCUGUCACAGAAAAAGUAUGGUGUAUGUUUGGAUGAAAUCAGUUCGGCUAGUCCAGAUGAGCUACAAGCAGUCAAGAUGUAUGCUGACUACCUGUCUAAUGAAUCAAAAAGAGAUUCGCUAGUGGGUGACCUUGAUUCAAAGAUGAGCGGAAACUUUGAUGUCAGUAACAGUACUUUUCUGGUGAUGGCAGCCUCCAUUUACUACCAUGAACAGAAUUAUGAUUCUGCUCUACGUACUCUGCACCAGUCGGACAAUUUGGAAUGUCUGGCCCUUACAAUACAGAUCCUACUAAAGCUUGACCGAGUGGAUCUGGCAAGGAAAGAACUCAAGAGGAUGCAGGAGGUCGAUGAAGAUAGUGUAUUGUUCCAGUUGGCUCAAGCUUGGUUCAACUUAGCUGUUGGAGGUGAGAAGUUCCAAGAUGCGUACUACAUAUUCCAGGAGCUAGCAGACAAACAUUCUCCUACUCCCCUCUUACUCAACGGUCAGGCAGCAGCCUACAUGGGGCAGAGCAAGUUUGAUGAUGCAGAGUCUGUGCUUCAGGAGGCUAUGGAUAGGGAAUCCAAUAAUUCAGAAACACUGGUGAACAUGAUUAUAUUGUCACAACAUCUAGGCAAGGCUCCAGAGGUGAGCAACAGAUACAUUUCCCAGCUGAAGGAUUCCCACCGAAGUCAUCCAUUCAUUAAAGACUAUCUACACAAGCAAAGUGAAUUUGAAAGAAUAUCAAGGAAUUACUCAGCAACAGUUGCAUCAUAGCCACUUACAAGGAUUUUAUGUUGUUGAUUGGACACAGGUUUUCUCGGGAACAACUUGACAAAAAUCAGGGAUCAGAUAUCAAGAUUCCAGACUGCAGCCAUAUUGAACAGCUUCAAGUGAACCACUACAUAGCUUAUCCUUUGAGGAACAUCAUCUGUUGGGAAAAGCUUGGACAUUUCCAUAGCAAAAUGUCCGUUAUGUACCAGAUAUACCUUUGCUGUAAUUGGAUGACCUGAACAUUAAAUCUCAAGCAUGCUGGUCGACCUUGAUUCUUAAUUGACAAACAAUUCUGAAAGGCAAAUAACUUGUGAAAAAUGAGCAAUCACUUGCCUUUAAAUAUUUGAAAUAAAAAAAAAGUAAGUUGGUGAAUUGAAUAUCUUCUGUGAUGGUUUAAUGCAAAAGUUUGUAAAAUUAUAGAUUUGGAACAGUCGUGUUGUUUGACAACAAAUGAUAAGUUAUAUUUAUAUUUCAUCAGUUUGGGAUAUUGUCAUUUUGUGUACAUAUUUCAGUUAUAUGUUGUGGUCAUUAAAUAUGUGAUAACCAUUGUGA
Molecule: messenger RNA, 1507 nt
Organism: Mizuhopecten yessoensis (Yesso scallop)
Lineage: Eukaryota; Metazoa; Mollusca; Bivalvia; Pectinida; Pectinidae
Product: coatomer subunit epsilon-like
Exons: 11
Coding region: 56-958 (300 amino acids)
Biological process (GO): intra-Golgi vesicle-mediated transport; retrograde vesicle-mediated transport, Golgi to endoplasmic reticulum; endoplasmic reticulum to Golgi vesicle-mediated transport
Cellular component (GO): COPI vesicle coat
Molecular function (GO): protein binding; structural molecule activity
Source: RefSeq, a predicted model, not a curated record